AACAGAUCAUAGCCUCAUAGAUUUAGAACUAGAAAGGGUCUUCCAGUUGAGUUCCAUUGAGUUUGACCCUUCUCUUUUAUAUGUCAGGAAACUGAGGCACAGGAAGUUGUUUUUUUUUUGAUGACUUACCCAAUGGCCAGGGCUCAUGUGGAGGAAUCCAGAGUCCCAUAAUGCUUCCAUCAUCCCAGGCUCCAUGAACCAUACAAACUCUCUUGGACCCAUCUGAAUGGGUUUGGUGGGGACGGGAAGGGGAGAGAUGAGCAGGAAGUUCUGGUCACUGAACCCUUGGUCUCUCAGGUGUCCUCGGGUAGAUGUCUCCCCCUUCUCCCUCCCUUUCCAGAUUUUCCAGCACAUUAUCCGCCGGGAGGUGACAGAUGAGGAUGCAAGGCACCUGUCCCGCAAGUUCAAGGACUGGGCGUACGGGCCCGUGUACUCAUCUCUCUAUGACCUGUCCUCGCUGGACACCUGUGGCGAGGAGACCUCGGUUCUUGAGAUCCUUGUAUAUAACAGCAAGAUUGAGAACCGCCAUGAAAUGUUAGCUGUGGAGCCAAUCAAUGAGCUGCUUCGGGACAAGUGGCGAAAGUUUGGGGCCGUCUCCUUCUACAUCAGCGUCGUUUCCUACCUGUGUGCCAUGAUCAUCUUUACUCUCACUGCCUAUCACCAGCCCCUGGAGGGCAUUCCCCCGUAUCCAUACCGAACAACGGUGGACUACUUACGGCUUGCUGGAGAGAUCAUCACCCUUUCCACUGGAGUUAUAUUCUUCCUCUCUAGUAUCAAAGACCUUUUCAUGAAGAAAUGCCCUGGGGUGAAUUCUCUCUUCAUUGAUGGCUCCUUCCAGCUGCUCUACUUUAUUUAUUCGGUGUUGGUGAUAAUUUCUGCUGCUCUGUACCUGGCGGGGAUUGAAGCCUACCUAGCGGUCAUGGUCUUUGCCUUAGUCCUAGGCUGGAUGAAUGCACUCUACUUUACUCGGGGCUUGAAGCUAACAGGGACCUACAGCAUCAUGAUCCAGAAGAUCCUGUUCAAAGACCUUUUUCGUUUCCUCCUGGUCUAUCUCCUCUUCAUGAUUGGCUAUGCUUCAGCUCUGGUCUCACUGCUGAACCCAUGCCCCAGCAGCCCAGUGUGCACUGAGGAUCACAGCAACUGCACAGUCCCCAGCUACCCAUCCUGCCGGGACAGCCAGACUUUUAGCACCUUCCUCCUGGAUCUCUUCAAGCUGACCAUUGGAAUGGGCGAUUUAGAGAUGCUAAGCAGUGCCAAGUACCCCGCAGUCUUCAUCAUCUUGCUGGUUACCUACAUCAUCCUGACCUUUGUUCUGCUACUGAACAUGUUAAUCGCCCUUAUGGGGGAGACAGUGGGCCAGGUGUCCAAGGAGAGCAAGCACAUCUGGAAGCUUCAGUGGGCCACCACCAUCUUGGACAUUGAACGUUCUUUCCCGGUGUUUGUGAGGAAGGCAUUCCGCUCUGGGGAAAUGGUCACUGUGGGGAAGAGCUCGGAUGGCACACCAGACCGGAGAUGGUGUUUCAGGGUUGAUGAAGUGAACUGGUCUCACUGGAACCAAAAUCUGGGCAUCAUUAAUGAGGAUCCUGGCAAGAAUGAGACUUAUCAGUACUAUGGCUUCUCCCACACUGUGGGCCGUCUCCGACGGGAUCGCUGGUCCACGGUGGUGCCCAGGGUUGUUGAGCUGAACAAGAAUGCCCAGUCAGAGGAUGUGGUGGUACCAUUGGAUCAUGUGGGCACCUCUGCUGCCUCUGCCCCAAGACAGAGCUACCCUCAUAACUGGAGGACAGAAGAUGCCCCACUCUAACGGGGCUCUGCGAGCCUAGGGGAGGAGCCCAGCCACUGACUCAAGCAUUUGCCAAUGGCUGGUUGGCAUGGAAAGGACAGAGGGCUUCUUUGCCGCCAGCCUAACCUGUUGGCUCCUGCCUAGCCCUAGCUCUUUUACCUGGAUGGCCUCUAUUGGUACUCUCUUUGUGCCAGCCCAGGAUUUGCCAGCAUAUCCCAGGGAAGCUUCCAUAGUGGUUUCCUGGCCCUGAAAAAGCCUUUUGUUGACUCCAAAGAUGCCCAGAGUAAGAGAGGUCCACAAUGCCUUGGAUUGGACAGAGGGAGUAUGUCAGAGUGCUGAAUGGUAUUAUCUCUGGCACAGUCAACCAGGGCUGUGUGGAAGGUCAGACCAUGGCACAAUGGAAAGAAAGUUGGGAUAUGAGGUGGGAGCUUCUGGGUAUGCUCCUUGGCUCUGAUAUUUUCUAAUGGUUCUUGGAUAAGUCAGUUCCCAUCGUUGGGUCCCAGGUUCCUUCUCUGUAAAAUAAGAUGACCUCUGCAGGCUCUUCCAGAUGUAAACCUUGUCAGCCUAUGACCCUCUCUUGUUCACUUGUGACCCCUGACCCAUGUUUGUACACACUCCCAUGAGACCCUGGGCAUGGCAGCUAAGAACAGACAAGGAAAAGAAGGUAAAUGGUUUUAAGUGCAGGACAGAGAUGAAAGGCUCUCAGCCCCUUUUGGCCCUGGAAGAGACCUACCUCCCUCAGUCUCCUCUUACUCCCAUGGAGUUAUAUAGGUCAGUAUGGCGUGGCCAGUAGAGAAGGGACACUUUGUCCCCAAGUCAGCUACAGGGAGACAUUCAAUCCCCCCAACCCCACUGCCCCUGCCUCUGCCCCAGAUCUGGUCAGACUCUCAUUACAUUAUUUAUUUGUUCUUCUCUAGCUCAGGAAGGAAUUUCAUGGCUAAAGGGCAGGGUGACUUUGCCCUCCAUGGAGGCUCAGAAAAUGUUCCCAGUCCCAGGGCCAAGUUCGACCCUCUGCUACCAAUCCCACAUUCCAGCAUCCACCUGCCAACAUGGCAUGAACACAACCAAUGGCUUUGCUUAAGAGCUAGGGAACUUCAGAGGGCAAAGACUGUGUCCUCUGUACAUUCUAGAUGAUGCCUGGGACGAUGUGGGCAGGUACUCAAUAAAUAUUAGUUUAUGA
Messenger RNA from Gracilinanus agilis (Agile Gracile Mouse Opossum), 2963 nucleotides. RefSeq names its product transient receptor potential cation channel subfamily V member 4-like. Bases 227 to 1804 code for a protein of 525 amino acids. NCBI's taxonomy places the organism in Eukaryota, Metazoa, Chordata, Mammalia, Didelphimorphia, Didelphidae. Gene Ontology annotation, biological process: actin filament organization; osmosensory signaling pathway; calcium ion import across plasma membrane. The transcript has 10 exons. Gene Ontology annotation, cellular component: membrane; cilium. The record is from RefSeq and is a predicted model, not a curated record. Gene Ontology annotation, molecular function: calcium channel activity.